UCAGGGACCACCAGCGGUAGGCGGCUCGAGAGGCAGUUAGUCGCGCGCACGCUUCUCCAAGAUGGCGGCCGUGAAGGAUGGUUGUACUUUAGGAGAAGCGGCCGCAGGGAACGGGCGGCGGCUCCACCUAGGGAUUCCUGAGGCCGUGUUUGUGGAAGAUGUAGAUUCCUUCAUGAAACAGCCUGGGAAUGAGACUGCAGAUACAGUGCUAAAGAAGCUGGACGAACAGUACCAGAAGUAUAAGUUUAUGGAACUCAACCUUGCUCAAAAGAAAAGGAGGCUGAAAGGUCAGAUUCCUGAAAUUAAGCAGACUUUAGAAAUUCUAAAAUACAUGCAGAAGAAAAAAGAGUCCACCAGUUCACUGGAGACCAGAUUCUUACUGGCAGACAACCUGUAUUGCAAAGCUUCUGUUCCUCCUACUGAUAAAGUGUGUCUUUGGUUGGGGGCUAAUGUAAUGCUUGAAUAUGAUAUUGAUGAAGCCCAGGCAUUAUUGGAAAAGAAUUUAUCGACUGCCACGAAGAAUCUGGAUUCUCUUGAGGAAGACCUUGACUUUCUUCGAGAUCAGUUUACUACCACAGAAGUCAACAUGGCCAGGGUUUAUAACUGGGAUGUAAAAAGAAGAAACAAAGAUGAUUCUACCAAGAACAAAGCAUAAUGCUGGCGAUUAAAAAUGUGGUUCAGUUUUCCAAACACGUUUAUUUUAAGUACCCCAAAGCUUAUCCCUAAAGCUUGACAUGACUUUGACUGAUUUUUUUUAACAGCAAGAAUGAUAAUUAAAACUUUAAAAAGAUAAACAUCGUUUUAUUAUAAAAACAAAAUUGGUUUCAAAUAUUUUGUGAAAUUAACAAUAUUUUAAUUUUUUUUUAUUUCCAACAAAGUAAAUGCUACCUUCAUCGUUUUUUUUUUGUUGUUGUUGU
This is a messenger RNA of Lutra lutra (Eurasian river otter), 917 nucleotides long. RefSeq names its product VHL binding protein 1 (gene VBP1). The record is from RefSeq and is a predicted model, not a curated record. Gene Ontology annotation, biological process: protein folding; microtubule-based process; tubulin complex assembly. Gene Ontology annotation, molecular function: tubulin binding. Lineage: Eukaryota; Metazoa; Chordata; Mammalia; Carnivora; Mustelidae. The coding region runs from base 62 to 655 and encodes 197 amino acids. Gene Ontology annotation, cellular component: prefoldin complex; cytoplasm. The transcript has 6 exons.